AUGUGGCUUAAAAAUAUCUACUCGAAAUCGGAAGGAGGGGAGAAGAACAUGGGCGGACAGGAAGACGCGAUCGACUAUGAUGAAGAGGAGCAACACAGGAGAGGCGGCGCUGCUGCUGACGCUGCGGAGGAUUAUGCGGGCGCCGCAGCGAACGGUAGAGACGCCAAUGGCGAGGAGAGCGCGCACAAAAGGGAGGACGCCUCGGAUGAAGGAGAGUGCCCCAUGGACGAUGCACAAAUUAACGAACAAAUUGAAAAUAUCAUAAAAAAUAUGUCGUCUGAUGAAGAAGAAGAAGGAGAAGUAGUGGAGGACGAAAUCCCAUACGAUCGAAUAGAAGCAAGUAAUGAGUUAAACAAAGAAGUAAUUCUUCUCAACUUUUACUCGGACAUGUCAAAUCAAAGAUUAACAUCCCUGAUGAGUGUCUUCGGUAAAGUGAGAAACUCCUUCAUAGAUGACAACGAAGGGGUUCAUGUAAUCUUCAACUCUGUUAAGAGUUCCAAAAGGGCAAAGGAAUUUCUUGACAAUUUGAAAAUUAAAAAUAGGAGAAUACAGGUUAUUUAUGGGACAUAUCAGGAGAGGAGAAACGAUCCUUGCAUGGUUGGUGCAUCUGUGCCAGGGGAGGACAUCACUGAUGGUGUAGUUGGGGAGGGAGGCAUAGGGGAUGAUGUGCAUGGAACAGGUCAAAUGGAAGGAACUCCUAACGAUAUUUCUACCAGUUCCCAUCAUGAAAAAUUACGUACUCAUAAAAACGGAAGGACACCCGUAAAGCUAUAUAAAAAUAGGAAAUAUUACCUGAACACGGUUCCCACAAAUGCUCAGAAUAGCGUGGCUGCUAAUUUUACAUACAACAGUCAUGCCAAAGGUAUGGUGCCACAUGUGAAGACUAACGCAUACUUUGUCGCCCCGUCGUCCAGUUCUUACAGGUUGAAUGGAUUCGUUUCUGCAUCCGAAAUGUCGUUCAGUCAACAGGAGAAGGCGCCCACAGAUAAUCACUUGCACAGCAGCACGAGGGGCGGCAAUCCGAACAAGCACCACCACAUGCCUCCCUAUAACAACACCUUCUAUAGACCCCAUGCGAGUAAUAACCAGCACCAUGGUGGGAAGACGUCCUACGGGAACCUUGCCAGCAGUGAGGAUUACCCCACGCCCCAUGCGCUGUAUAGCAACUACGAGGAGUACACUCCGCACGGAGCGCACGGAGCGCACGCAGGGCAUGCAGGGCACGUCUCCCACUCAGCACACACAGUGAAGCCACCAAAGCUAGCAAAGUACAGCAAAACAGUUAAGCAUAGUAGAAACCAGAACCCAUUGCUCGCAUCCGAAAGGGAAGCGAACCAGAUCGACGAGUCAGUAGAAUACAUCCCAUUUAAUGAGGAUAACCCCUUUGGAAUUAGUGAAGAAAAUAAAAUGCUGGACAAUCCAACAUGGAAUGACAGAAAGAUAAAACAGGUUCUACAAUGGGAUCAAGGUGCAUCUAUCGAAAAGAAUCACCUCGAUUUUGUAGAUUCCUUCGGUUCAACCAAAAUUUUUAAUCGAUAUUUGCUCGUAACGGACUUUCCAGAUCACCUCGAUGAUGAAAACAAAGUGAAAGAAUACAUGAAUGAAUUAUUUUCGAGUGAGAAAUUGCAUCGCAUCUGUGUGGAGGUCUCCCUCUUUGUCCCCAUUGAAGUGGACGAGGAGAGGUUCUUCAAGAACGCCACCAAGGCGGAGGAGGAGGAGGGAGCGGUCAAUCAGGGGGAGGAUGAUACAGUUAAUCAGGGGGAGGAGGGAGCAGUCAAUCAGGGGGAGGAGGGAGUAGUCAAUCAGGGGGAGGAGGGAGUAGUCAAUCAGGGGGAGGAGGGAGCAGUUAAUCAAGGUGAGCAAGAUGCACCCAUCCAGGGGGAGGAGGCCAAGCCUGAGGAUGCACCCAAGGGGGCCAAGCGCAGGGGCGCGAAGAAGGCGGCCGCGCCCAAGCAGAGGAAGAAGCGCGGGAAGGCCAAGGAGGAGGAGGAGGAGCAGCAGCAGCAGCAAGCGGCGCAGGUGGGUGAAGCGCAUGAAGCGGGUGCGGCGGAUCAAGCGGAUCAAACGGAGCAGGCAGAUCAAGCGGGGCAGGCGGGUGCGGCGGAGCAGGGGAACAACCCCCCCGCGGACGCAGCGCGCGGGAAGCGGUAUGCGCACCUGACCUUCCGAACCAUCAAAAAUUGCGUGCAGGCGAAGAAGGCACUGGAAAAAAACCAAAUUAAAGUCACCUUCUCUGUCCCCAACAAAGCCAACGUCUGUCUCUGGAUAGGAAAUGUUUUAAAAAAUUUUUUUAUCAACACAGCAAAUAUACUUAAAAGCAUGUUUAUGCAUUUUGGUGGUUUGAAAAAUAUCAAGUAUGUCCAGGAUAAAAACUGCAUCUUCCUCCAAUACUUUACUGUGACUGAUGCUAUCAAAGCGAGGAACCACAUGUAUGGACUACAGGUGUCCAAUAAUACAAUGCUGAACAUAGACUACUCUACUCUUGGAGAGUGGGAAGGGAAACAACAUAAGGUAAGUGUUACUCGGAAAAGGUUACUAGAUGCACUAGCCUACGACAAUGGGAAAAUGAAAGAGAAAUUAGAAUCCACACUUAGGAUGAGGAACCCAGGAUUUAUCGACCCGAAGGUGAUGCUUCUCUUGAAGAAUGGAGACAGUCAUGGUAGCAACACAGCAGGGGGAGGAGCAGCAGGAGGAGCAGCAGGAGGGGGGGUGCGCAUCAAGAGGCAUGCCACGGACAAGAGUGACGAGCAUAAUUUAAAGAGAAGACCCACGUGGGAUGAAAAUUAUUUACCUAGUACUUCCAUGCAUAGGAGGAAACACAGAUCUUCUGUCAUUGACUCGUAUCCAACUAGUAACUCUGCUAAUGAUAGAACACGUGAGAGAGGUGGACAUUCACGACAUGACAAAAGGGAGUCAAAACGGUCUUCCAAAAGGAAGGGAGCGACCACGUCAGAUUACUCGCCCCACCACCAUCACAGUAACCACAAUAAUAGCCACAGUAACCACAAUAAUAGCCACAGUAACCACAAUAAUAGCCACAGUAACCACAAUAAUAACCACAAUAACCACCAUAACCACCGCCACCACGACCACCAUCAUAGAAGGCACAAGAAAAGAAGAAGCGGAAAUAGUGGAAGUGGGGACGGUGGUGAUGCCGCUGGGUAUAUCUCUCGAGGGGAAGAAGGAGACUCAACAAGCGAGAUCACUAAGAGUGCCACCAACCGAGACCACGCGGAGGAGGAAAUAGACAGCGACUUUAACAGCUUGGACGGCGUCGAGCUGAACGACUACAAUGAGAUUCAAAAAACGGUCUCCUUUUAUGUUAACCAGAAGUAUAAGUGUGACUUCAUCUCCAAUUUCUACGACGGGAACCCCGAGCUGAAGAUGUGA
This is a messenger RNA of Plasmodium cynomolgi strain B, 3390 nucleotides long. Its product is annotated as RNA-binding protein. NCBI's taxonomy places the organism in Eukaryota, Apicomplexa, Aconoidasida, Haemosporida, Plasmodiidae. Gene Ontology annotation, molecular function: RNA binding. The transcript has 2 exons. The record is from RefSeq and is a predicted model, not a curated record. The coding region runs from base 1 to 3390 and encodes 1129 amino acids.